Molecule: messenger RNA, 2067 nt
Organism: Phacochoerus africanus (Common warthog)
Lineage: Eukaryota; Metazoa; Chordata; Mammalia; Artiodactyla; Suidae
Gene: ESRRB
Product: estrogen related receptor beta
Exons: 7
Coding region: 259-1623 (454 amino acids)
Biological process (GO): regulation of DNA-templated transcription
Cellular component (GO): nucleus
Molecular function (GO): sequence-specific DNA binding; steroid binding; zinc ion binding
Source: RefSeq, a predicted model, not a curated record
UAGUGGGCUCCAAGUCUCUGGUGCCCAAGCCUCCUCCACGGCUUCCCAUCCCCUCUGCCCGCUCGGAGUGUGUGCAUGAGUGGGAGCGCUGGGCUGUGCGCGCACGGCUCUCUGCCUCCCUCUCACCCCGCCAGGGCGCUUCCUCCCGCUUACUGUGCCCCUGCCCGGACUCGCACCUCGCCUGUGCCCUUCACUCGCUCUUCCGCCUGAUUUCCCCGCCGCCUUUCUCUACCAACUGGGAAUGCUAAAACGGGACUGAUGGACGUAUCAGAACUCUGCAUCCCGGACCCUCUCGGCUACCACAACCAGCUGCUGAACAGAAUGUCCGCAGACGACCGGCACCUGGGCUCCAGCUGCGGCUCCUUCAUCAAGACCGAGCCGUCCAGCCCGUCCUCGGGCAUCGAUGCCCUCAGCCACCACAGCCCCAGCGGCUCGUCCGACGCCAGCGGCGGCUUCGGCCUGGCCCUGGGCGCCCACGCCAACGGUCUGGACUCGCCGCCCAUGUUCGCGGGCGCGGGGCUGGGAGGCACCCCCUGCCGCAAGGGCUACGAGGACUGUGCCAGCGGCCUCAUGGAGGACUCGGCCAUCAAGUGCGAGUACAUGCUCAACGCCAUCCCCAAGCGCCUGUGCCUCGUGUGCGGGGACAUCGCCUCCGGCUACCACUACGGCGUGGCCUCCUGCGAGGCCUGCAAGGCCUUCUUCAAGAGGACCAUCCAAGGGAACAUCGAGUACAGCUGCCCCGCCACCAACGAGUGUGAGAUCACCAAACGGAGGCGCAAGUCCUGCCAGGCCUGCCGCUUCAUGAAAUGCCUCAAAGUGGGGAUGCUGAAGGAAGGGGUGCGCCUGGACCGAGUGCGCGGAGGCCGCCAAAAAUACAAGCGACGGCUGGACUCAGAGAGCAGCCCAUACCUGAGCUUACAGAUUUCUCCUCCUGCGAAGAAGCCAUUGACUAAAAUUGUCUCCUACCUGCUGGUGGCUGAGCCGGACAAACUCUACGCCAUGCCUCCCCCGGGCAUGCCAGAGGGCGACAUCAAGGCUCUGACCACUCUCUGUGACCUGGCCGACAGGGAGCUCGUGGUCAUCAUUGGUUGGGCCAAGCACAUCCCAGGCUUCUCCAACCUCUCUCUGGGGGACCAGAUGAGCCUGCUGCAGAGCGCCUGGAUGGAGAUCCUCAUUCUGGGCAUCGUGUACCGCUCGCUGCCCUACGACGACAAGCUGGUGUACGCCGAGGACUACAUCAUGGAUGAGGAGCACUCCCGCCUCGCGGGGCUGCUGGAGCUCUACCGGGCCAUCCUGCAGCUGGUCCGCAGGUACAAGAAGCUCAAGGUGGAGAAGGAGGAGUUUGUGACGCUCAAGGCCCUGGCCCUGGCCAACUCAGAUUCCAUGUACAUCGAGGAUCUGGAGGCCGUCCAGAAGCUGCAGGACCUGCUGCAUGAGGCGCUGCAGGACUACGAGCUGAGCCAGCGCCACGAGGAGCCUCGGAGGACGGGCAAGUUGCUGCUGACGCUGCCCCUGCUUCGGCAGACGGCCGCCAAGGCCGUGCAGCACUUCUACAGCAUCAAACUGCAAGGCAAGGUGCCCAUGCACAAACUCUUCCUGGAGAUGCUGGAGGCCAAGGUCUGAUGGCCUGGCAUACGGACUGACUCCCACCUGAGGACAGACAAAUGGAUGGACCGACGCGGAGACCUCCACAGCCACCAGCCUCAACAUUCAAGUCCUGUAUCAUGGCCAUGAGCAGGCCCAGAGGAAGGGGCUCCUCGCCUCCCGGCUGUGUGCAGUCCUGGGUGCUGUGGGGCAGGGGAACGGGGAUGGGGGGCAGGGCACAGGGCUCAUCUGUAACUGGCAUUUUCUUUGGUAUGUUUUUUGUCUGCCAUGGGCAGUGCUGAGCCCUGGGCCAGAGCUGCCUCCCAUGAAGCCGGAGGCCACCGAGGAAGCACCCCCACCCCCACCCAGCCACCAAGAUGCAGCACAUAUAUUUCCUAACCCCACCCCUGUUCCUCCACCCAUGGCCUGGGUGGGCAGUGCUCAGCGCCCAGGACUCUGGCAUACCAGGUGGGGUACCUUCUG